AUAUUGCCAUUGGACCUGCUUAUAAGACAGUACACAUUAACUGUGAUUUGCAAAGGAAGAGCAACCGAAAUGAAUAUGCAAUAAUUCGUUACAAUGGCAAUUACUGUAUCUCACAUGCCUUUGAGUUUGAGGUGCACUGGAUAGAAGCUACUGGUUCUAUAGUACAUGAUUUGGUGCAGGGAUGGGCUCGAAAGGCAACUUCGUGUGGUUUCCAUCUUGUACCUGUUCCUGUUAGUCCAUUUCCAGAUCGUCUUGGUAACAACAUGGAUCCUCUUAGACUACCUGUUUUURUACCUGUUGAUGUAACUGYCCUUCGAGAGGUACUGAAAAGUUUUGACCGUUCAACCUACCAACUGCGAGUAUUUUUGUUUCUUGAGGCAAUUCUUAACAAGUUUGAAUUUCUGAAAGAUUCUCCAAGCAGAAGUUGGCAUGACAAACCAUAUAUUACGACUACUCCUGUGCAGUGCCGUGCUAACUACUACAUCCACACCAGUGGCUCUGUAUGUGCGCAAAUUAUUGAUCAAGACAGUGCAAUGGAUUUYGAAAAUGAAAAAGUAGGGAUUUAUUGGACUAACAACUUUACACUGACAAAGAAAUGGCGCUCUUCGUCUACAGGUGAUGGAGAUUUUGCUACCAAACUUUUUUCUGAUUUUGGACGGUUUUGUUCAAACACAUGUGGUUCCCUUGAAGCAUUCUGUAAACGUGUCCAAGAAAGUGUUCAUGCUGAUUAAACUUUCAUCUAAUAUCUU
Molecule: messenger RNA, 749 nt
Organism: Exaiptasia diaphana
Lineage: Eukaryota; Metazoa; Cnidaria; Anthozoa; Actiniaria; Aiptasiidae
Product: GATOR complex protein DEPDC5
Biological process (GO): negative regulation of TORC1 signaling; cellular response to amino acid starvation; positive regulation of autophagy
Cellular component (GO): GATOR1 complex; lysosomal membrane
Molecular function (GO): GTPase activator activity
Source: RefSeq, a predicted model, not a curated record